Messenger RNA from Coccinella septempunctata (seven-spotted ladybird), 1178 nucleotides. RefSeq names its product ribonuclease H2 subunit A. Lineage: Eukaryota; Metazoa; Arthropoda; Insecta; Coleoptera; Coccinellidae. Gene Ontology annotation, cellular component: ribonuclease H2 complex. The record is from RefSeq and is a predicted model, not a curated record. The transcript is spliced from 2 exons. Gene Ontology annotation, biological process: mismatch repair; DNA replication, removal of RNA primer. Gene Ontology annotation, molecular function: RNA-DNA hybrid ribonuclease activity; RNA binding. The coding region runs from base 121 to 1092 and encodes 323 amino acids.
CGUUUCUUGUUUCCAAAAGCGGGAAAUUUGUUUUCUGUGCUGGCAACCUAAAAAAACAGCAGUGAGAGAUUUUUUACAAAUUAUUUGAAUAGCAGAUGAAUGAAUAGAUUCUAGAUAAUAAUGGAAAAUCCAACAGAACAAGGAGAAUUGGAAAUAUCGGACUUGAAAACCCUAGAUAACUUUUUAACAAACUGGGAUAAUUCCGAAAACAGUUUAUACAUUUCCAAAGUUCCAGAUGCUUGUAAAGAAUAUCCCUGCUGUUUAGGAAUAGAUGAAGCUGGAAGGGGCCCUGUCUUAGGCCCUAUGGUAUAUGGAAUUGCAUUUUGUCCAAUUAAUGAAGCUGCAUUACUUGCUUCUCUCAACUGUGAUGAUUCCAAAGUUUUAAAAGAAGAGCAACGUGAUAAAAUAUUCGAAGAUAUAUGUCGGAAUUCACAAAAAAUUGGUUGGGCUAUUGAGCUGUUAUCGCCCAAUAAAAUAUGUAAUAAUAUGUUAAGUAGAUCUAAGCAUUCAUUGAAUCAGGUCUCUAUGGAUUCUGCCAUUGGAUUAAUCAGAUCGGCAAAGAAAAAUGGGGUGAAAAUUGAGCACAUAUUUGUGGAUACUGUUGGACCACCUGAAAAGUACCAAGCCUAUUUAAAGAGUCUUUUUCCUGAAUAUAAAAUAACAGUGGCUAAAAAAGCUGAUUCUACUUAUCCCAUUGUAUCAGCUGCUAGUAUUUGCGCUAAAGUUACUAGAGAUCAUGCACUCCAAACAUGGAAAUUUAAGGAAGGACAUAACAUUACUCAUAAAGAGUUUGGUAGUGGAUAUCCAGGAGACCCUGUAACUAAAAAAUUCCUAGCUGAUAAUUAUGAUAUGGUUUUUGGUUAUCCCCAAUUAGUAAGGUUCAGUUGGUCGACAGUGCCAAAAAUUCUAGAAGAAAAAGCUUACCAUGUUGAAGUUGAAGAAGUAAGUGAUGAUGAAUCUAAAAAGACCCCAGUCAGUAAUAAUACAAUAACGUCGUUUUUCAAACUUUCUAACGAGGACUCUCAAAAACCAAAAAAGGCUCGUUUUGACUUCUUCACUGAAAGAUGUUUAAGUAGGGAAGUGAAUCUUUGAUUUUAUUUCUUAAGAUGUCAUUGUUAUCCAAAAUUUUAGAAUGUAAAACUGCAAAUAAAAUUUUAUAAUUGUUCACCGACUAAAAA